Aspergillus campestris IBT 28561 is the source of this 1786-nucleotide messenger RNA. RefSeq names its product putative choline transporter Hnm1. The transcript is spliced from 13 exons. Gene Ontology annotation, molecular function: transmembrane transporter activity. Gene Ontology annotation, cellular component: membrane. Gene Ontology annotation, biological process: transmembrane transport. The record is from RefSeq and is a predicted model, not a curated record. Bases 97 to 1743 code for a protein of 548 amino acids. Lineage: Eukaryota; Fungi; Ascomycota; Eurotiomycetes; Eurotiales; Aspergillaceae.
CUGCACAAGGGAUAGAGAUACAUAAGGUUCGAUUGGGGCCGGUCUUUCUCGAUAUCUUUACUGUCUUUUGAAGGGUAUCUUGUUGGGGAAGACGAUAUGAGUGAUAUGAAAGGUAGUGCUGCGCUGACCAGCAGAGUGAAGAGCAGUGCGGUGUCUGCUACUCAGCCUCUUGCAAAUGCCGGAGAUGGAUCAGGGGUCAUCCAUGUGCAGAAUGAAGAUGAGCUGCGGCUGGCUCAGAUGGGCCACAAGCAGGAAUUGAAACGCCAUUUCUCGGUCUGGAGCCUGAUCGGACUGGCUGCGAAUUGCACCAUUUCUUGGACCGGACUCGGUCUUGGGUUGAUCACGGCGAUCGACGCUGGUGGUCCUGGGGCUUUAAUUUAUGGCUUUAUCCUCGUCUUCAUCCUCCAGUCAUUCCUAGCAACUUCGCUAGCGGAAUUCGUCUCCGCGUAUCCCGUCGAAGGGGGCAUGUACCACUGGAUCGCGGCCAUUGCGCCCAAGCGGUACAACAGCGUUCUGAGCUUCGCGACAGGCUGGAGCACGGUCUUCGGGUGGAUAUUCACAAGUGCAUCAACCAACUUGAUCUACGCGACCAACUUCAUGGCACUGAUCGCCCUGUAUCACACGGAUCUGACUAUCCAGCCCUGGAUGACGUUCGUGGCUUAUCAGGGCCUGAACCUGUUGACAGCGGGAAUAGUCAUGUUUGGAAAUCGGUUCAUUCCUGCGAUUAACAAGUUUUCGCUGUGCUACCUCCAACUGGCAUGGUUCGUCAUCAUGGUCACUGUCGUUGCUACAGCGCCGAGACACAAUGACAAUAAGUUCGUCUUCCAGACGUGGGUUAACAACACUGGGUGGGAAAACAAUGUUAUCUGUUUUAUCACCGGCCUUGUGAACCCGUUGUACUCCCUUGGCGGUCUGGAUGGAAUCACACACAUCACGGAGGAAAUGCCCAAUCCCGGCCGAAACGCACCUCUUGCCCUAGCCUGCACACUCGGCAUAGCAUUCGUCACGGGUCUAUCCUAUCUUCUCAGCCUGAUGUUCUCCGUCCAAAACUGGGACUCGUUGAAAGACUCCCAGACGGGCCUCCCGCUGGCUGAAAUAUUCCGCCAGGCUACACAAAGCCGCGGUGGUGCCUUUGCGCUGGUUUUCAUCCUCUGGGUUGCGCUGGGGCCGUGUAUGCUUGGGUCUCAAUUGAGCACCGGACGGAUGGUAUGGGCAUUUGCUAGAGACGACGGUCUGCCUUUCUCGAAGACAUGGGCCAAAGUCCACCCCCGCCUCGGCUCCCCCUUCAACGCCCAACUCUGCGUCGCAGUCAUCAUCGCCCUACUAGGCUGCAUCUACCUAGGAUCCAGCACGGCAUUCAACGCAAUGAUGAGCUCCGCAGUCACAAUCAACAACCUGGCCUACCUAGUCCCCAUCCUAACAAACGUCCUCCUCGGACGGCGCACCAUGCACCGCGGGCCGUUUUUCCUGAACUAUGCGGCUGGCAUGGCGGUUAAUAUCGUCACCGUGUGCUGGUUGGUGUUUGCUAUUGUGUUUUUUUCGUUUCCUUAUUAUCAGCCUGUUUCUGCUUCGAAUAUGAAUUACACUUGCGUGUGUGUUGGGGGUUUUGUGGUUCUGGAGCUGCUUUGGUGGUUUGUUGCUGGGAAGAGGUACUCGAUGAGUAUGCGGAAGGCGAGGGAGGAGGAUCAGAAUGCUGCGCGGGCGGUUGUUGUUGGUGCGAGUGAUGAGAAGGGCGUGAACUAGGAGGGCAUUGGAGCUGUUUGGAUACCAUUGAACCAUGUUAGAU